CAAUAAUGAAUGGAAACGCAGAAGAGCCAAGAAAGUCCAUCGCUGGAGUGGGUGUGCGGUCGGACAAAAUGAUUUCAUCCCACCAAGGAUCAGCUUCUACAGAUUGCAAAUCCAGUGAAAAUAACCUGGGAAAAAUAUAAUAUACUUUUUUACUUUGGCGGUAAAGUUCAGAUUUUUCUUGUUAAGAGUUUGUGAUUAAGGCAUCACUCGAUUUUUGUGAAGAUCACAUACUUUAUCUCUAAAACAAUAUGGGGCCGAUGCAGCUACUUUUUCUAACUUAGUGAUGAACACAUGGAUGGAGAGGAAAUCACCUCGGAUCGGAAUUACGAAGUAGUGUAUUUGUUGGGGGAAUUUUAAAUCACACGGGGACACUGAGUCACAGAGAAAACUGUAUUUUUUGUUCCACAAAGGAUAUAUAUUUUCGUGAAAAUGGGGAAUAUCGAGAGUGUGGACGGUCACUCAGAAAUUAAACCUCAUAUAAUGCCGUUAAAAGUUCCCAUGCCGGACCCUACGGAGUUAGAGGAGAGGUUCGCCUUAGUUUUGAACUCCAUGAACCUGCCCCCUGAUAAAGCUCGUCUCCUACGCCAGUAUGACAACGAGAAGAAGUGGGACCUCAUCUGUGAUCAGGAACGCUUUCAGGUGAAAAACCCUCCCCACACCUACAUCCAGAAGCUAAGGAGCUAUUUAGACCCGGGGGUCACGCGGAAGAAAUUUCGCCGGCGAGUUCAAGAAUCCACGAAGGUUCUGCGAGAGCUGGAGAUAUCGUUGAGGACCAAUCAUAUUGGGUGGGUUCGAGAGUUCCUCAACGAUGAUAAUCAAGGCUUGGAUAUCCUGGUGAAGUACCUUUCAUUUGCUCAGUGUGCCGUCAUGUUGGAUUUUGAGGGGCUUGAGGCCGGGGAUGAGGGCUCCCUGGACAAGACUAAGUCCUGGAGCAGGUCUAUUGAAGAUCUGCAUCAGAACGGCAUCCAACCGUUCUGCAACACGCUGUCUCGCUCCGCGCGCCAGUCAGUGCUCCGCUACAAUACGAUAAGUAACAGCAAAACCAUGAAGAACUCCAGGCUGGUCAGCCAGAAGGACGACGUGCAUGUUUGCAUCAUGUGCUUGCGGGCGGUGAUGAACUACCAGUAUGGCUUCAAUAUGGUGAUGUCUCACCCCCAUGCAGUGAAUGAAAUUGCACUUAGCUUGAACAAUAAGAACUUCAGGACAAAGGCCCUGGUUCUGGAGUUACUUGCCGCUGUAUGUUUAGUUAGAGGUGGUCAUGAAAUCAUUCUAUCAGCAUUUGACAACUUCAAAGAGGUGUGCAAAGAGAAGCAUCGCUUUGAGAAGCUGAUGGAGUAUUUCCGCAGUGAGGAUGGAAAUAUUGACUUCAUGGUUGCUUGUAUGCAGUUCAUCAACAUUGUUGUUCAUUCAGUGGAAGAUAUGAACUUCCGUGUCCACCUACAGUAUGAGUUCACCAAGCUGGGUCUUGAUGACUUCUUGGAGAAGUGCAAACACACAGAAAGCGACAAGCUGUCAGUGCAGAUCCAGGCCUACCUAGAUAACGUGUUUGACGUAGGGGGACUCCUGGAAGAUGCGGAAACCAAGAACGUGGCCCUGGAGAAGGUGGAGGAGUUGGAAGAUCAGCUAUCACACAUGACUGAACGGCUGCUAGAUGUGGAGAAUGAAACGAUGAUGAAAGUAGCUGAACUGGAGAAGUUGCUCCUUCAAAAAGACAAAGACCUCGUUGCCAUAAGGGAGACCUUCGAGUCGACCAACUCCCAGGUGCAUACGCUGCGGAGGAUGAUCCAGGAGAAGGACGCGGCCUUCCAGCGGCACCGUCUCGUGGAGAAGCGGCUGCAGGAGCUGGAGCAGCAGGGCACCAUCCGGCUGUGCAAGCAGGCUGAUGGAGACAUCUCCAUUGAGGCCCUGGCUGUGGGUGUGGCUGGAGAGACCCUGGGAGUCAUCACCCCGCUGCCUGCAGGUCCGGUGGGCCCUGGAGCUCCAGGCGAAAUCCCCUCCACCACAGUUGAGCCUGUUGUGCCACCACCUCCGCCCCCACCACCGCCCCCGCCCCCACUGCCCUCUGCUCAAGGUGAGUAUGUACCUGUGCCACCUCCACCCCCUGUGGCCCCGCCUCUGCCUGGAACGUCUCCAACUGUCAUCCUCAGCACCGGCCUAUCAGCCAUUAGAAUCAAAAAGCCCAUAAAGACAAAGUUUCGCCUGCCUGUGUUCAACUGGACGGCCCUGAAACCCACACAGAUCAACGGCACCGUAUUCAAUGAGAUAGACGACGAGAGAGUUCUAGAGGAGCUGGAUCUAGACAAGUUUGAGGAACUCUUCAAAACCAAAGCUCAGGGUCCAAUAAUGGACCUGUCCUGCCCCAAGAACAAAGUUUCCCAGAAGACCAUCAACAAGGUUACCUUGCUAGAUGCCAACCGUUCUAAGAAUUUGGCCAUCACGUUACGCAAGGCUGCAAAGAGCACAGAGGAGAUCUGCAAAGCUAUCCAGAUGUAUGACCUGAAGGCUCUGCCGGUGGACUUUGUAGAAUGCCUGAUGCGAUUCCUGCCCACGGAUGCAGAGAGCAAACUGCUACGUCAGUACGAGCGAGAGCGCCGUCCAGUGGAGCAGCUGGCUGAGGAGGACCGCUUCAUGUUACAUUUCAGUAAAAUUGAAAGGCUCACGCAAAGGAUGACGAUCAUCACCUUUGUGGGCAACUUCAUUGAUAACGUCAAUAUGCUGACUCCGCAACUGAAUGCAAUUAUUGCUGCAUCUGCCUCAGUGAAAUCAUCGCCCAAACUGAAGAGAAUGCUGGAGAUUAUUUUAGCUUUGGGAAAUUACAUGAAUAGCAGCAAAAGAGGCUCAGUUUACGGGUUCAAGCUUCAAAGCCUGGAUCUGUUGCUGGACACCAAGUCUACAGACAGGAAGCUGACGCUGCUGCACUACAUUGCACUCAUUGUGAAGGACAAGUACGUGGACCUGGCCAACUUCUUCAAUGAGUUGCACUUCGUCGACAAGGCAGCAGCUGUAUCGCUGGAGAAUGUGCUGCUGGAUGUGCGAGAGCUGUGCAAGGGUAUGGAGCUGAUCCGUAGGGAGUGCAGCCUCCAUGACCACGUGGUGCUCAAGGACUUCCUGCAGACACAUGAGCCACAGCUCGACAAACUGCAGAAGGAUUCCAAGACAGCAGAGGAAGCGUACAACAGUGUGGUUCAUUACUUUGGAGAGAGUGCCAAGACAACCCCACCCUCCGUCUUCUUUCCUGUGUUUGUGCGUUUCAUCAAGGCGUACAAGGAAGCUGUGGAGGAGAAUGAGCAGAGGAAGAAGCAGGAGGAAGCUAUGAGGGAGAAGCUGCUGGCUCAGGAGGCCAAGCAGCAAAACCCGAAGGUGCAGGCACAGAAGAAGAGGCUGCAGCAGCAGGAGCUGAUCGCAGAGCUGCGCAAACGGCAGGCUAAGGACCACCGGCCUGUGUAUGAGGGCAAGGAUGGCACCAUAGAGGACAUUAUCACAGCAUUGAAGAGCGUGCCCUUCACGGCCCGUACUGCCAAGCGGAGUUCCCGCUUCUUCUGUGACACCAACCUCUACGAUGAGUCCAACUGCUAGCCCCUUACCCCCACGCUGCCCCUGCCCCACCACAGUCCAGAUCUCCGAAACCAGCCCUUCCUGCGUGCUGACGCAGUGAUCCGCUGCGGGUGGAAGCGACUGUAACCCCAGCCCCCCGCCCAUCCUCCCCUCCAGUGACCCUGCCUCCCCUCCCAGCUGCCACACCCCUGUCCAUGUGUCUACGUCCCCUGUCCACACUGACUUGAGACAAGUACAACACUGGGGGUGUGAAUUGAGUAGCGAUAUUUAAUAAUGUAUAUUCAUGUCUAUUUCAAUACGGACAAUGCUAGAGAUUUUGGGCCCCAUGAACGCAUGUCAUAUUGGACCAUCAGUCCAGACCACUAUGUUCCUGGAAUUGUCCUAACUUCCCCCCCCUUUACGGCAUCCCUCACUAGAAGGGGGAACUGGCACAUGGCCUUAUGGGUAAUGGCUGCUGCAUCUCCAGCUAUUCCUACAUAUGGACACCGUUCUUUCAGCCAGAGUCGUCCAUGGAUUGAUUUAUAAAAAAGAAGCUGGCGAGCCAGUGACUGGAGAACGCGUGUAUGUAUAUGUAUGUAUAGUGUCCACCAAUAUGAUCUUAUUUUCAUAACCUGAACAUACUAUGUGAUCAAGCUAGAAGUCAGCCUGCAAAAUAUUGCUAAACUGCCAUAAGAUGUAUAGUCUUAGCCAGACAAUAGUAGACUGCAGUGCUGAUGACGAUGCUGUGUGUGCGUAUGUGUACAGGUGCACAUGCAGACAUGCUAGACAAGCCAAAACCAAAAGUGCCUUUUUCUUAUGACAGUAUUAUAUCUUUAUUCUUUUGUUAUUUGUAUUUUUAAAGCUUUUUUAAAAAAAGGUUUUUUAUGCGUUUUUGUAUACAAUUGCCUUAAAUGUUAAGUACUGUAAAAAGAAUCUUGCAACAUUUGGCUUUAAUUUAAACUGCAGCUUUGACUAGACAAAAUAUGCAUUUCAGUGUUGUAUCUAAUUGUGAUUGUGUAAGGUUUUACGGAUAGCACUGAAGUCGAGAUAUAUGUAUAUAUUUUUCUGUUAAACUACACGACAAAUCUUAAAGAGAAUUUCACCUCUUGAAAUGUUCUGAAGACUCAAGAUGAUUGGCAGACGCUUAGAGUAAUUAUUAGUAAGCACUAACGGCACUGAAUUGGCUUGACUGGUGUUUUGUUUAUGUAUUUAAUUUCCCCUCCAGUAGCUUAAAGGGGUGAACUGACAAGUGGAAGAAAGACGUGUUGUUUAGUACUAUCAUAAUUAUUAGUAUUAUCAUACAGUGAAUUAGGAAACCACUACUUUCCAGCAGCUCUGCAUUUUCCAAGGAUUGUUUAAGAAUUUGCUCACCUGUCCUGCAAAAAGUGGCCGUUUCAUGGUUUUUGCAAACUGUACAUCUUGUGUUUAUAUCAAGCUGAAUUUUAUACUUAUAUCUAUUUUGCCAAAGCUGUUGAUGGCAAUGAGGCACAUCUGAGAAACCGAAUGGAGGUUUUCAGAAUAGUACAGUUAUUAGUGUACAGUCAGUAUAACACAGUUGUUACAGAGCCAUCAGUCCAGUACAGCCACUGCACCCCAGCUGCUGCAGUACAGUGCAGCUGGCUAGUACAGUUUCUCUUUAGUUAGAAAACGAACCAGAAAAAUGUGAUAUUUUCACAUAUCACAUAUGCGUGCAUUUUUAAUAAGCAGUGUGCCGGUGAUUUCUACAAGGCUAUGCUGGCAAUCCUAAAGAAGUUAUUGCACAUUUAGUAAGUAGAUGCAGUAAUUGCAAAAUAAAUAUGAAGUAUAAUCAGGCAUCCAGAUGUUUUGGAGAUUCAAAUCAAUUAAUGUCCAUCCCAGCUGAGCUUUAAGAUCAUGUUACCAGUGACGUCUCCAGUGGAAAAUGGCUCAUUAGUUCCCAGUAUACCAGUAACCUUUAGUACACUAAUUAAACAUAAACUAAUGCACACUACUCUGUGCACUAUUCUAUGCAUUUUCUUCAAAUCAAUAUGAUCAGAGACAAGUGUAACAAUUGGAAACAGUAAGAUAAUGUCAUGGAAAGAGAACUUUGUCUCUUCUUUUAAUAAAUUCAGAAAUACUGA
This is a messenger RNA of Brienomyrus brachyistius, 5633 nucleotides long. RefSeq names its product formin-like 3 (gene fmnl3). NCBI's taxonomy places the organism in Eukaryota, Metazoa, Chordata, Actinopteri, Osteoglossiformes, Mormyridae. Gene Ontology annotation, biological process: cortical actin cytoskeleton organization; cell migration; regulation of cell shape. Bases 430 to 3576 code for a protein of 1048 amino acids. Gene Ontology annotation, molecular function: actin filament binding; small GTPase binding. The transcript has 27 exons. The record is from RefSeq and is a predicted model, not a curated record. Gene Ontology annotation, cellular component: cytosol.